AGCUGCAUUCCUAUGUAUAGCAAGCAAGUGUUUACAGUUUCGCAAAAUCAGAGUACAGUGUUGGCGUAUAUAACCUCAAAUAUUUUCUCUGUGAAAAUCGUGAAAAUUGAUAGUGAAUCGUUUGAUCAAGCGAAUGAUGGAAAACAUAGAGGAUACAGUUAGGGUGAAGCAAGAACGGAUUGAUACUCGGCCGGAUGCAGGCGACGAUUGUAAUUUUAAUUCGAUGGGCUCUUGUGACAUUGGGAUAAAGCAAGAACUGGAUGAUACUCGUCCGAAUGCAGGCGACAAUUAUCAUUCCGAUCUGGAUGACUCAUGCGAAGUCAAAAACUUUGAAGCAUUUACGUAUUGCGAAUCAUCAGCAAAUCACGUGAAUGAUGAUAUGGUGCUACGAGAGAGAUUAGAUGAAAAAAUAUUUGUAGAUUUCGAGUGCAAAAAUGUUAAAUUUGAACUGCCGUAUUCAUCGAGCAACGUCUGCAAAUCUGAGUAUCCAAAUUAUCUACCUAUCGUAAAAGUAGAAAACGAAAUUCAGACCAAUUACUUGAGUGAAUGCAAGGCGGUUGAAACCUUUAGAAAAAAUACUGAACACAAAUUAUCAUGCGAGUGCAAAAUGUGUCGAAAAACUUAUAUUGAAAAAUCAGAUUUAAAAAGACAUAUCAAUACAACACACAAGGAUAGCAAGAGCCUUAGAACAUAUACAUGUUUGAUUUGCCACAAGUCAUAUAAACGCAAAGAACACCUCAAAAAUCACAGAAAAGGAGUACAUGAUCGUAGUAAACCCUUCGAGUGCAAGAUAUGUCACAAAUCAUUUGGACACAAAGGCUAUCUCAAUAUUCAUGUGAAUACAGUACAUAAUAGUAGCAAACCCUUCGAAUGUGAUGUUUGUCACAAAUCAUUUGGACAAAAAUUUAACCUUAAAUUUCACAUAAAUUCAAUACAUUCUCAUAAAAAACCCUACGAGUGUGACAUUUGUCAAAAAUCAUUUAGACAAAAAGGUAAUCUCAAUGCUCACGUAAAAGCAGUACACGAUCGUAGCAAACCCUUUGAAUGCGAGAUUUGUCACAAAUUAUUUGGAAAAAAACCCACCCUCCAAACUCACGUACAAACAGUACAUGAUCAAAACAAACCCUUCGAAUGUGAGAUUUGUCACAAAUCAUUUGGACUUAAAGGUAACCUCAGAUCGCAUAUAAAGGGAGUACAUAGUAGUAUCAAACCUUUUGAAUGUGAUAUUUGUCACAAAUCAUUUGGACAAAAAGGUCACCUCAUUUCUCACGUAAAUGCUGUUCAUAAUUUUAGCAAACCCUUUGAGUGUGAAAUUUGUCAUAAAUCAUUUGGAUACAAAACUAACAUCAAAAGACACUUGAAUUCAGUACAUAAUAAGAUCAAACCAUUUAAGUGUAAAAUUUGUCAAAAAUUAUUUCGACAAAAAGCAAACCUUGGAAAACACGUUAUGACAGUACAUUAAAGUAGCUAAGUAGGAGCGUCUGAUUUGUCUGUGGAUACAUCUGGGCGCAAAGACGAUCUCUACCUUCGCAUGAGUACACUAUUUGAUUUUUGUAAAUCUUCAC
Trichogramma pretiosum is the source of this 1565-nucleotide messenger RNA. Its product is annotated as zinc finger protein OZF-like. Gene Ontology annotation, cellular component: nucleus. The transcript is spliced from 4 exons. NCBI's taxonomy places the organism in Eukaryota, Metazoa, Arthropoda, Insecta, Hymenoptera, Trichogrammatidae. Gene Ontology annotation, molecular function: RNA polymerase II cis-regulatory region sequence-specific DNA binding; DNA-binding transcription factor activity, RNA polymerase II-specific. Gene Ontology annotation, biological process: regulation of transcription by RNA polymerase II. The record is from RefSeq and is a predicted model, not a curated record. Bases 134 to 1462 code for a protein of 442 amino acids.